This is a messenger RNA of Amorphotheca resinae ATCC 22711, 444 nucleotides long. RefSeq lists its product as hypothetical. Gene Ontology annotation, cellular component: nuclear envelope; membrane; endoplasmic reticulum. Gene Ontology annotation, molecular function: glutathione peroxidase activity; glutathione transferase activity. The coding region runs from base 1 to 444 and encodes 147 amino acids. The record is from RefSeq and is a predicted model, not a curated record. The transcript has 2 exons. Lineage: Eukaryota; Fungi; Ascomycota; Leotiomycetes; Helotiales; Amorphothecaceae.
AUGGCAACCAUCACUCUCGAUCCUAACUACGGCUACGUCCUCCUCGCCGCCACCUCCACCUUCUUCCUCAACACCAUCCACGGCUUCAACACCGGCGCCGCCCGCAAAGCCGCGGGUAUCGCAUACCCAGCCGCGUACGCGCCCUCGUCGCGCACCGACGCCGCCGCCCACCGCUUCAACUGCGCUCAGCGCGCCCACGCCAACUACAUCGAGAACCAGCCGACGAUGCUAGCAGCGCUGCUGCUGGCCGGUCUGCGGUUCCCGCUCACGGCCGCCGCCAUGGGCGCUGGCUGGUCCGUCUCGAGAUAUCUGUACAUGAAGGGAUAUUCGCGCGGCGAUGCUGAGGGCAAGGGCAGAUAUCAGGGCAUUGGGUUCUUCUUGUUCCAGUUGGGAUUGUCGGUCUUGGCUGGGUACAAUGGGGUUAUGAUGGUUUUGGGGAAGUGA